Messenger RNA from Lepus europaeus (European hare), 491 nucleotides. It is a transcript of the gene NDUFB4, whose product is annotated as NADH:ubiquinone oxidoreductase subunit B4. The coding region runs from base 40 to 429 and encodes 129 amino acids. Gene Ontology annotation, cellular component: mitochondrion. The transcript has 3 exons. NCBI's taxonomy places the organism in Eukaryota, Metazoa, Chordata, Mammalia, Lagomorpha, Leporidae. The record is from RefSeq and is a predicted model, not a curated record.
CCAGAGCUGCGCAGGCGCAGUUGUGCUCCGGUCGCCAAGAUGUCGUUCCCAAAGUAUAAGCCGUCGCGCCUGGCCACUCUUCCCAGUACUCUCGAUCCAGCCGAAUACGACAUUUCUCCGGAAACCCGGCAGGCGCAAGCCGAGCGGUUGGCUAUAAGAUCCCGGCUUAAACGGGAGUACCUGCUUCAGUACAACGACCCCAGCCGCCGAGGGCUCAUUGAAGAUCCUGCCUUAAUUCGUUGGACAUACGCAAGAUCAGCAAAUAUCUAUCCCAAUUUCAGACCCACUCCCAAGAACUCACUCUUAGGAGCUCUGCUUGGAAUCGGGCCCCUGUUUUUCUGGUACUAUGUUUUCAAAACGGACAGGGAUAAGAAAGGAAAACUUAUCCGGGAAGGAAAAUUGGAUCGGACAUUUAACAUCUCAUAUUAAAGUCUGGCAAUGACCACUAUAAAUAUUCUUGCUGAAAUAAAUCUUAUAUUAAUCAUGAAAUA